Anastrepha ludens (Mexican fruit fly) is the source of this 1245-nucleotide messenger RNA. RefSeq names its product tigger transposable element-derived protein 6-like. Lineage: Eukaryota; Metazoa; Arthropoda; Insecta; Diptera; Tephritidae. Gene Ontology annotation, molecular function: nucleic acid binding. The transcript has 2 exons. The record is from RefSeq and is a predicted model, not a curated record. Bases 489 to 1157 code for a protein of 222 amino acids.
UGAAAUGGUUACUCGUUGCACGUGGUAAGAAUCUCCCUUUAUCUGGACCAUUAUUGAAGCAAAAGGCCACAGAUUUUGCGGAAGCACUAGGACCCCACGAAUUUGAGGCAAGUACAGAUUGGUUAGACAAGUUCAAAAGUCGGCAUGGCGUUAUUCAAAAGACAUUAUGUGGGGAAAGUGCUGAUGCCAACAUAGAAAGCCGUGAUGAAUGGGUAACGAACGUCUUACCGAAAUUAAUUGAAAAUUACAACAUUAACGACAUUUAUAAUGCCGACGAGCAGAGCCGUAGAGAGCAUAUCCGGGCCCCGGGGGAAAAUUGCAAGUGCGGGCCCUUUCCAAUAAUGUCUAAUUCUUAUAAAUACGUAUAAUCUCGAGUCCGGGCCCCUCUGAGAACUCCGGCCCCGCGGGAAAAAGUACCCUGCACUGCCCACCCUAAAGAUGUAAGAGACAAGUUGAGAAACAUUCAUCUCGCUUAUUUUCCUCCCAACAUGACUUCGUUACUGCAACCAAUGGACCAAGGCAUUAUCUACAACAUGAAACAACAUUACAGAAAACGAAUUUUAACGAAUAUAUUGACUCAAGUGGAUGAGGGAAAUUCUGUUAUGGCCAUAGACUUGCUGCAAGCAGUUCGAAAUCUUAGCAAUAUAUGGAAUGUCUGUGUUAAACCAGAAACAAUUGCCAACUGUUUUAAAAAGGCUGGAUUUUCAAAAGAUGCUAUUCAGAUUCCAUUUGAGCAUUGGGAUGAAGAGGACCUUCUUUCAAAAUCGGAUUUGGCUGCUUUACAGUCUUCAUUUAAAAAAGUAGCAAAUAUCGAAGCAUCGUUUGAUGACUACGUAAAUGUUGAUAAUGGUGUGCAGACUUGGGACAACCCAUCCGAAGAAGAUAUUCUCAACAGCAUUUUUGAAAGUCGCGGAGUUCCAGCUGAACCUGAUAACGAUGAACACGAUUUGACCGUUGAAGAAUUGGCAGAAACUGAGGAGGCAUUACCUACGUUGAUACAAGCUGCUUCAUCCAUUAGCGAAAUUAGAACCUUUGUGGAAAUCAGGAGUGACGUGCCGAUUAAUGUUUUCAACUCUCUACAUGAUUUGGAAGCUUUUAUUGAAAAUGAAAAAUGGAAGACUGUAAUUCAAACCAAACUCACUGAUUAUUUUAAAUAAAAUUACAUAAAAAAUCAAUGUUUCUUUAUAAUGAAGUUUCUAUAUAGUGAAGUGAUUUUCAGGUCCCGUGCGAGUUCACUAUAUGGAA